Molecule: messenger RNA, 1443 nt
Organism: Plasmodium malariae
Lineage: Eukaryota; Apicomplexa; Aconoidasida; Haemosporida; Plasmodiidae
Product: 6-phosphogluconate dehydrogenase, decarboxylating, putative
Exons: 1
Coding region: 1-1443 (480 amino acids)
Biological process (GO): pentose-phosphate shunt; pentose-phosphate shunt, oxidative branch
Cellular component (GO): cytosol
Molecular function (GO): phosphogluconate dehydrogenase (decarboxylating) activity; NADP binding
Source: RefSeq, a predicted model, not a curated record
AUGGCGGGUGUGUGCGACAUUGGGCUGGUGGGGUUAGCCGUGAUGGGUCAGAACCUGAGUCUGAAUAUAGCGAGCAAAGGAUUCAAAAUAGGGGUGUACAAUAGAACAUACGCAAGGACGGAAGUAACUUUGAAAAGGGCAAAGGAAGAAAAUUUAGUUAUUUAUGGAUACAAAACAUUAGAAGAAUUGGUAAAUAGUUUAAAAAAACCCAAAAAAAUUAUAUUAUUAAUAAAAGCAGGACCAGCAGUGGAUGAAAAUAUAAAAAAUAUUUUGAACUUUUUUGAGAAGGGGGAUAUAAUUAUUGAUGGUGGAAAUGAAUGGUAUUUAAAUUCAGAGAGAAGAAUAAAAUUAUGUACAGAAAAACAAGUAGAAUAUUUAGCUAUGGGUGUUAGUGGAGGUGAAGCAGGAGCAAGAUAUGGUUGUUCUUUUAUGCCAGGUGGUUCAAAAUAUGCAUAUGACUGUGUUCAGGAUAUUUUAGAAAAAUGUUCAGCAAAAGUAGGAACCUCCCCUUGUGUUACUUAUAUAGGACCCGGAUCAUCAGGAAAUUAUGUCAAGAUGAUACAUAAUGGUAUUGAGUAUGGGGAUAUGCAAUUAAUAUCUGAGAGUUAUUAUCUUAUGAAACAUAUUUUAAAAUAUGAUAAUAAAAAAUCAUCAGACGUUUUUAAAAAAUGGAAUGAAGGUAUUUUAAAUUCAUAUUUAAUAGAAAUAACCUCCAAAAUUCUUAAUAAAAAAGAUAACUUAACAGAUAACUAUUUAGUAGAUGUAAUUUUAGAUAUUGCAGGAGCGAAAGGAACGGGAAAAUGGACUAUGCUUGAAUCCAUUGAAAGAGGUAUACCUUGUCCAACCAUAUGUGCUGCUCUUGAUUCUCGUAAUAUAAGUGCAUUCAAAGAAUUAAGAACAAAAGCAGAUACAUAUUUUAGCACUGCAUCGAAGGUAAAUAAUUUAAAUGGAGAUAAUAACUUAAAUAGUAAUGACCUAAUGAACAAUUUUGAAAAUGACUUACUAAACGCCUUAUACUGUUGUAAGAUAAUCUCCUACACACAAGGUUUAUUCCUAUUAAGACAAGUCUCGCGUGAAAUGAAGUGGAAUUUAGAUUUAGGUGAAAUUUCUAGAAUAUGGAGAGGUGGUUGUAUCAUUAGAGCAGUUUUUUUAGAUCGUAUAACUAAGGCAUAUAAAAAUAAUAACAGCUUAGAAUUAUUAUUUUUAGAUGACGAAUUUGCUGAAGAAAUGAAAAACAAAUUACCUUCUUUAAAAAAAGUUGUUCAUAUCUCUACCAUGUGUUCCAUUCCUAUCCCUGCAAUCUCAGCUAGUCUAGCAUAUUUCCAAAUGAUCACUUCGAAGGAUUUACCCUUAAAUUUGGUACAGGCACAGAGGGAUUACUUUGGCUCUCACACAUAUAAGAGAAUCGAUCGUGAAGGGGAUUACCACACAGUGUGGGAUUGA